CCUGGUUUCGUAGCCAAUGAGAGGACGCGCUUGGGUACAGUGGCGAUAGGAUUCCCCUCAGCCGUUUCAGCCGCAUUUCUCAGUUCCGGCCCUGAAGUACUUUCGAUUCUGAAUCUCUCCGGAAGGAUAUUUUCCAGCAUGUGAUUCUCCCACCUCUUUUCAGCUUCAUCAAAGGCUCAUGGAGGAUUCGGACACCAAAACCGAGGUGGUCCUUCUGGCCUGCGGGUCUUUCAAUCCCAUCACCAACAUGCACCUCCGGCUCUUUGAAUUGGCAAAAGAUCACUUGCACGAAACAGGGAAGUACAAAGUGGUGAAAGGCAUCAUUUCACCUGUGGGAGACGGAUAUAAGAAGAAAGGCCUGAUCGGCGCUAAGCACCGCGUGGCCAUGGCAAAACUGGCAACCGAGAGCUCCGACUGGGUGGAAGUGGACGACUGGGAGAGCAACCAGAAGGAAUGGCAGGAGACCGUCAAAGUCCUCCGGCAUCACCAUUCGUGUCUCACAAAGGGUUUUGACAACAUCGUUCCUCUGAGCAAAGCGGGACGGAAAAGGAAGCGGGAGGCAAGCGGCCAACAGAGAAAUCAGACACAAACGAAAGGCGUCCCUCAGCUGAAGAUGCUGUGUGGGGCCGAUGUCCUGGAAUCCUUCCGCGUCCCUAAUCUCUGGAAAACGGAAGACAUGGCGGAGAUUGUCGCCGAGUACGGCAUGGUCUGCAUCUCCCGGGUCGGGAGCCUCACCGCGAAAUUCAUCUACGAAUCCGACCUGCUGUGGAAGCACAAGGCGAACAUCCACCUGGUAGAGGAAUGGGUCACCAACGAUAUCUCGGCCACCAAGAUCCGGAGAGCGCUGAGGAGGGGCCAGAGUGUCCGCUACCUGGUCCCAGACGCUGUCCUGGCCUACAUCGAGCAACACAACCUGUAUACCGCCGAGAGCGAGGAGCAGAAUAUGGGGGUGGUCCUGGCUCCUUUGCAGAAAUACGCCAAGGAGGCCAGCAAAAUAGAGCCAGAAGAGCAAGGAAGUGUCCGCAAAUUGGCCGUUUUGGAUUUUCUCGUGGUCUUGACCUCUUCCCGCCUCGCCAUGCCUGCAGAUUACAAUGGCACCUGGAACCUUGUCAGCAGCGACAACUUUGAAGGUUACAUGCUAGCCUUAGGCAUUGACUUUGCCACACGCAAAAUCGCCAAAAUGCUGAAGCCCCAGAAGGUCAUCAAGCAGGAGGGAGAUGCCUUCACCAUCACCACCACGAGCACCUUCCGGAACUAUUUCGUCGAGUUCCGAAUCGGAGAGGAGUUUGAGGAAGACAAUAAAGGUUUGGACAACCGGAAAUGCAAGAGCGUGGUGACCUGGGACAACGACAGACUGGUUUGUGUCCAGACCGGCGAGAAGAGGAACAGAGGCUGGACUCAUUGGAUCGAAGGCGAUGAACUCUACUUGGAACUCCGGUGUGAGAAUGAAGUGAGCAGGCAAGUCUUCAAAAGAGCAUGAAGCAGGGAGAUCAAUGGAAAAAAUGGCCACUUUAUUGGAAAGUAAAAAAAAAAUUGUAAAAAAAAUUAAAUUCCUGCUAUUUUCUGGGAAUUAAACUGGUGACUGUUACUACACUUGAUGCAUCCCUUCAUUAAAGGCAAUGAUGGACAAUG
Molecule: messenger RNA, 1632 nt
Organism: Anolis carolinensis (green anole)
Lineage: Eukaryota; Metazoa; Chordata; Lepidosauria; Squamata; Anolidae
Gene: nmnat1
Product: nicotinamide nucleotide adenylyltransferase 1
Exons: 9
Coding region: 179-1480 (433 amino acids)
Biological process (GO): NAD+ biosynthetic process
Cellular component (GO): nucleus
Molecular function (GO): lipid binding; nicotinamide-nucleotide adenylyltransferase activity; nicotinate-nucleotide adenylyltransferase activity
Source: RefSeq, a predicted model, not a curated record